This is a messenger RNA of Solea solea (common sole), 2808 nucleotides long. RefSeq names its product peroxisome proliferator-activated receptor alpha-like. Gene Ontology annotation, biological process: positive regulation of transcription by RNA polymerase II; hormone-mediated signaling pathway; negative regulation of inflammatory response. Gene Ontology annotation, cellular component: nucleus. The record is from RefSeq and is a predicted model, not a curated record. NCBI's taxonomy places the organism in Eukaryota, Metazoa, Chordata, Actinopteri, Pleuronectiformes, Soleidae. The coding region runs from base 201 to 1625 and encodes 474 amino acids. Gene Ontology annotation, molecular function: RNA polymerase II cis-regulatory region sequence-specific DNA binding; zinc ion binding; nuclear receptor activity. The transcript has 8 exons.
AGAACGUCGAGUUUGACACCGCGGAAGGAGACGACGACUAAAACCGAGAGUGUCAGGUCGGAGCCGGUCCGUGCUGUGAUUUUACAAACACACACAGACACACACAGAGACACACACAGACACACACACGUCGCUACGCUUCUGGAAAUGGUCCGGACACUCGCUUCUUCUUAUACAGGUGAGUGAGAGGUUUUUCCAUCAUGGCAGGAGAUCUCUACAGCCCCCCGUCCCCACUGGGGGACUCCCUCCUGGGCAGUCCUCUGUGUGGAGAGCUGAUGGAGGACCUUCAGGACAUCUCCCAGACUAUGAGAGACAACACGCUGGGAUUUGAUUACCCAGAAUACCAGAGCACCGGCUCAGGGUCGGAGAGCUCCACCGCCCUGGACACCUUGACUCCAGCCUCCAGUCCAUCUUCUGGAGGGGGUGGAGCCGCCCCAGGGCCCGAGGAAAGUCUCAACCUGGAGUGUCGAGUGUGUUCAGACAAGGCUUCGGGCUUCCACUAUGGGGUACACGCAUGUGAGGGCUGCAAGGGUUUCUUCAGAAGGACCAUCAGGCUGAAGCUGGAAUACGACAAGUGUGAACGCAACUGCAAAAUCCAGAAGAAGAACCGCAACAAGUGCCAGUACUGCAGAUUCCACAAGUGCCUCGCUGUGGGCAUGUCUCACAAUGCCAUUCGGUUUGGUCGCAUGCCGCAGGCAGAGAAGCUGAAGCUCAAGGCAGAAAGCAAGAUGGUGGAGAAAGGGCAAGAGAGCCCCAUGCUGGCCGACCACAAGAUCCUGGUCAGGCAGAUCCACGAUGCGUAUAUGAAGAACUUCAACAUGAACAAAGCGAAAGCACGACUCGUACUCACCGGAAAGACCAGCAAACCGCCCCUCAUCAUCCACGACAUGGAGACAUUCCAGGUGGCGGAGAGGACAUUAGCGGUUCAUAUGAUAAGCGAUGACCUCUCGGAUGCCGAGAGCGGCCCUCAGCCCGGAGAUGUGUUUCCAGGUGUGGGCUGUGGAGAGCUCCAGCAGAGGGAGGCUGAAGCACGGCUCUUCCACUGCUGCCAGAGCACCUCAGUGGAGACGGUCACGGAGCUGACAGAGUUCGCUAAAGCGGUGCCAGGUUUCCAGAGCCUGGAUCUGAAUGAUCAGGUGACUCUAUUAAAGUACGGUGUGUAUGAAGCACUUUUCACGCUCCUCGCCUCCUGCAUGAACAAAGACGGCCUCCUGGUGGCCCGAGGCGGAGGAUUCAUCACGCGCGAAUUCCUCAAAAGCCUCCGCCGUCCGUUGAGCGACAUGAUGGAGCCCAAAUUCCAGUUUGCCACGCGGUUCAACUCUCUGGAGCUGGACGACAGCGACCUGGCCCUUUUCGUGGCCACCAUCAUCUGCUGUGGAGAUCGUCCAGGCCUGGUGGACGCACCUCUCGUGGAGCAGCUGCAGGAAAGCAUUGUGCAUGCGCUACAGCUCCACCUGCUGGCCAACCACCCCGACAACACCUUUCUCUUCCCAAGACUCCUGCAGAAACUGGCUGACCUCCGCGCACUGGUAACCGAGCACGCUCAGUUGGUGCAGGAAAUCAAAACAUUGGAGGAGACAUCGCUGCACCCUCUCCUGCAGGAGAUAUACAGGGACAUGUACUGAGGAGUGAGCGCGAACAAAAACAUUCAAAUGUUUCAAAAUGUUGAUUUUAUAGCAGUACAGAGACACACAGUGCACAACGUGAAGCGUUUGCUCUCGUGCAUAUCGGAUGUACUGUAAGUAACUUACUGUGCAGAGUCUAUGAACAUGCACUGCUGUGACCAUGUGACGACAUCUGGAACAAAGUCAAAGUGACGUUCCUUUCAGGCGGAGCGGCAGCUCUUGUGCUGGACCUGAGUGUCGCCAUGAAAGAGGGACAUGGUGGAGAACGGAGUUGGGAGCCAUUUGCAUUUGGAUUAGAUCCUGGAUGCCUUUUACCUUACAGACACAAGAGUCAACAAAAGCUAAACAAAUGUGUGUGCUAUGCAAAUAUGUACACAUGGUAAAGAUAAACUGCCAGUCAUAUGUGCACUGAUUUUAAAUACUAACCGUGCCUUUUGAAAUAACAACAAGUCAUAUUCCUAACGUUUCUGGGUUUUUUUAGCAUUUGAAUUUGGUUAAUGUCAUUGGAAUGUUAUUUUCAUGUGAUCUGUUGCCUUGAAUGAUGUGAGACAAAUUUGCCUUGGUGAACACGUUUUCACCAGUUUAUCUGUUAUUUGCUCGAGUUUUAAUUUAACGACAACUCAAUUAUCCAGCACUCAACAAAUACACAAUAGAGUGUAAAAACAACAACAACAUGGUUUAGCUGUAUAUUGUAACUAUUUAAUUUUUUGACCAGGGAAUGUUGUUUGCAUUAUAUUUAACCAAUCAUCAUUUGGAAAUAUUGUGAUUUUGUAGGUUAUGUAUUUAUUUAAAUAUCUCCUGCUGCUGAACCGAGCACGAUGUGGUGACGUAAAACAUAAUAACCUAUUUUUCCUGAUUAGUAUUAUCAUCACGUACAUAUCAUGCCAUCAAGACACAGUCAAGUGUUGGCCAAAUGCAAUAAUCUGUUACGCUGGUGUAUGUAUUAUUUUGUAAACGUGACAAGAAUCUGGUGAAAGGGACGUUUGAAAAGUAAGUAAGAAAAGGCGAAUGGCUUUUUUUCUCUGUAUUUUGACAUCACCUCUAAUGUACUAAAACAUUGUUUUUCUUGUCAUAAUAAAACUGUUUUUAUGUUGUUGUUUUUUUAAUCCUGAUGAAAAGGUGUUGUAUGCUGUUGUAUCUUGGUGUUACAAUGUGAUUAUGCAGAAUAAACUGUGAUAUUUGA